UCAUUGUUCUCUCAAAGUGUUACCUUGCGGCUUAGUUCAAGAUGGGUGGGGAGCACGGCCACGCGGCGGGGUGCAGCCUUUGUCCGUUUGUGAAUUCGCGACGGACAGUGGUGGGCGCCCCGUCACUCCCGCCAUAGCCGUCACAGCAAGGGCUGCCCACCGCCUGUCUCGGUGCAAAGCAAACCGUGAUUGGCAGUGGCCGCUGUCUGUCCCAAAAACCUGCUGCGAUUCGUGCUGUGCGAUGCUGCGACAAUAUUUUUGACGGGGGCAGGCUGCAUGACCCAAUGGGCUCAAGUUGUCACUUGCCCACCCUGUUUUCCCAGCAUCCUAGCGGCGAGCGUAUAUAUAACACACCCACCGGGGGCCUACUAGUGCACUCCCACCACUCUCAGCGCCGCAAUCAGUCCAAUGGUGCAACCACAAGAAGUUGAUGUUAUCGUCGCGGGGGGCGGGCCUGGGGGCUGUGUCGUCGCUGGCCGUCUCGCGGUUGCUGAUCCCUCCCUCAAAGUCAUGCUCAUCGAAGGGGGUGCUAACAACAGAGACGAUCCCUGGGUAAGCUCGAGUGGCCGAUCUGCGGCGCAGGAUUCUGAAUAUCUUGUGUUCAAGUCUACCGGUCCGUCGUUCAUGACCCACGCUGCUUCGUUCCCUCGCACUCACCGCGGAUCCGGAUCGCAGACCGGGCAUCUACGUCCGCAACAUGCAGCGCAACGGCAUAAACGACAAGGCCACGUUCUACAUCGACACGAAGGCCUCGUCAUAUCUCCGCGGAAGACAGAGCAUUGUCCCACGCGCGAACAUCCUCGGCGGAGGGAGCAGGUGAGAAUGCCAUUCUUCGAUGAGCCCCGCAGAGAUAACCCGAACCCCCGUAGUGUUAAUUUCCAGAUUUACACAAGGGCAUCCGCCUCCGAUUGGGGUGAUUUCUGCUCGUUUAGCUCAGCGUUCUUCGAAGUUGACAGGUUUCAGAUGACUUCAAAUCCGAGGGAUGGACUGCGAAAGAUCUACUGCCUUUGAUGAAACAGGUAUUGGCAGUUAUGACGUAGCAAGCAGCUUGGUACACAGCCUGUCAUGUGUCUAAUCUCGGAUCAUGUGAUUCUACUUAAAUACUAUUUUUGUUGUGUUGCAUCCUUA
Messenger RNA from Mycena citricolor, 1128 nucleotides. Lineage: Eukaryota; Fungi; Basidiomycota; Agaricomycetes; Agaricales; Mycenaceae. The record is from the annotation of a GenBank genome assembly.